Colletotrichum graminicola M1.001 is the source of this 324-nucleotide messenger RNA. RefSeq lists its product as uncharacterized. The record is from RefSeq and is a predicted model, not a curated record. Bases 1 to 324 code for a protein of 107 amino acids. The transcript has 2 exons. Lineage: Eukaryota; Fungi; Ascomycota; Sordariomycetes; Glomerellales; Glomerellaceae.
AUGAAACUACUUAUGUCAACCUUCAUCUUCUUCUUUUCGACUGUUGCCCUGGCAGCAGAUUGCUCUGGAGGCAAGCCUAAAGCAAGCGCUCCCUACCGCAACCGCGCUGCUGAACUCUGCCGCAACUGCGGCCCUCCCGGCGCCUGCGUCAUAGGGGUCACGUCAGGCGGCGGCGUGUCGUGCAGUAUGAACGUCCCAAAGAACAAGCAGACUCUGUAUUGCGAGGAAGCCAUGGGUGAUAUCAUUGGGCAGUGCAUCGGUGGAGGGCAAUCUGGCGGUAGAUGGAGUUUUGGAGGAGAGUCAUAUGAAUGCCACGCCAACUAG